Molecule: messenger RNA, 518 nt
Organism: Zingiber officinale
Lineage: Eukaryota; Viridiplantae; Streptophyta; Magnoliopsida; Zingiberales; Zingiberaceae
Product: 30S ribosomal protein S31, chloroplastic-like
Exons: 3
Coding region: 62-430 (122 amino acids)
Biological process (GO): plastid translation
Cellular component (GO): plastid; ribosome
Source: RefSeq, a predicted model, not a curated record
CACAUCACCUACUUGCUAUCCACCCCACGGCUUCACCGUUCACUCGUGGCCUCCAGUCCCGAUGGCGUUGCUCUCCCUCGGAAUGGCGAUGGGAGCCGCUCCCAUGGCCGUGGCCGCCCCCCGCCUCUCCUUCUCCCGGACCGAGAGCCUCUCCAAUUUCUCAUCCACCCUCUCCAUCUCUCCUCACUGGAACUCGACGGCCUUCACCGCCGCCCUUCCCCCUCCCCUCUACAUAUGCUGUGGCAGAGGCGACAAGAAGACUGCAAGGGGGAAGCGGUUCAAGCACUCCUUCGGAAACGCCCGUCCUCGCAACAAGAGCAAGGGCAGAGGUCCCCCGCGGACUCCAGUGCCGCCCUCGCCGCCCAAGAAGGACAAAUUCGACGACGGGGAGAUCGUCAGAAUUGAAAUCGAUGAGUCCCUCUUCUCCUAAGAAAUAGUCUUUCGUUGUGAAACCGUGUUGGUGUGCUUGCUUAGGUGAAACACUAAUUUGCUUAUUGAAAGAUGAUAUUUUUAUGUAA